This is a messenger RNA of Rhododendron vialii, 1177 nucleotides long. RefSeq lists its product as uncharacterized. The transcript is spliced from 4 exons. Bases 213 to 965 code for a protein of 250 amino acids. The record is from RefSeq and is a predicted model, not a curated record. Lineage: Eukaryota; Viridiplantae; Streptophyta; Magnoliopsida; Ericales; Ericaceae.
AUUAGGGAAAGAAAUAACCCGUCAAAUAAUUACUCUAUACCCAAAUAAUUACUCUUAUUUUUGUGGAAUUUUGCGAACCCAACAAUGCAUUUCGGUCAAGGGGUGACCCGGUGCCCUAGCUUUUUCGUCCGGGGUAACAAACCCAACUGAUACGAGAAAAAAACAAAAGAGACUGCUCAUAGAUUUUCUGGACUUGCGAAGGAAUAACCACAAUGAGCUUAGCACUCAUCCAAUCCUACUCCUCCGCAGAAGAAGACGACGUCGACGACGAAGCCCGAAACGACCUUCUCCACUUCCACAACUCCUCAGACGACGAACGCGACAACGCCGUUUCCGAUUACGCCUCCAAACCCUUGUUCGACCUCCCAAAUGGUGCCUCCUCCUCCUCCUCCUCUCUCCCCUCGGCCUUCGACGCUUUCUCUGAAGUUUCGGGGCCGCCGGGGUUUCUGAACAGUUGCGUGGAAGAACCGGGCUUGGCGACGGGAGACGGCAGUGGACCCCGGUGGCGGCAUGGGCGUAGGAGGAAUCGGAAAGAGAAGAAGGAUUUACCCGCCGGUGCUGUAAUGGAGGCCAAACCCCUUCUUGUUGGAAUUCAUGAGCGAGUAAGAAGUGAUAUCCAGGGAAACACUCCUCCAACACCAGCUGUUCAACUUGAUGGUUUAUUGAGCACAGCACAAGGAGGAGUCAAGCGAAUGGCAACUGCCACCAAUCCAAAUGCUGAAGAUGCCGCUGAACUUCUGAGGAUGUGCGUGCAGUGUGGAAUACCAAAGACAUUCUCCAAUGCAAGGGGAAUGGUCUGCCCAGUAUGUGGUGAUCGCCCUCCUGUGGACCCAAACAAUGAUGCUGCAAAGAAGAAAGGAUCCCUCAUCAAAGAUAAGGAGAAGAACAAGAGGAUGAAAGGCCAGUCAUCUCAUUCAACUUGGAAGAGUGAGACCGAAAUGCAGCUUCGGCAGCAGUUUGAUUAGCAGGAUCUUAAGAGCAUUGCGGUGGGAUUUCUGGGUAAUAUAACUCGAUGUAGAAGUUUGGUAGAUAGUUGUAUAAUUGUUGUACUUUGAGCUGCUUAAUUUGUCGAUCUAUGCGCGUCUUAAUUACCGGAAAAGUUUUUGACAUCGCUGGAAGCCUGGAACUGUGUUUUUACUGUUAACGAAGCGAAAAGGGAAGAUUUUAGAUCAAGAAA